This is a messenger RNA of Aureobasidium namibiae CBS 147.97, 1425 nucleotides long. RefSeq names its product UPF0052-domain-containing protein. The transcript has 5 exons. The record is from RefSeq and is a predicted model, not a curated record. Gene Ontology annotation, molecular function: LPPG:FO 2-phospho-L-lactate transferase activity. NCBI's taxonomy places the organism in Eukaryota, Fungi, Ascomycota, Dothideomycetes, Dothideales, Saccotheciaceae. Bases 1 to 1425 code for a protein of 474 amino acids.
AUGGAACAACCACCUCGAAACACCUGGCCAGGGUCACUUCGGCUUCCAUCUCCUAAUCCAUCCUCAAGGUGUAGUCAGAUAACAAUCUUUGGCGGAGGCACAGCUACAAAUCACCUCGUCGAUGUCUUCACGAACCUGGCUCAGGCCAACAACAGUGUGCUCAACUAUGUCAUCCCUAUCAGUGAUAACGGUGGUAGUUCCAGCGAACUGAUUCGAGUAUUUGGCGGUCCUGGUAUCGGCGAUCUGCGCAGUAGACUUGUCCGCCUGAUCCCAGACAACGGCGACCCAAACUCUGAAGCCGCAUCCAUAAAAGCACUCUUCAACCACCGCUUACCUCUCAACCCCAAGGAAGCACGUCUGGAAUGGCUAGAAAUAGUCGAAUCUCUACAUCCACUAUGGCAUCAAAUCUCCACGCCAAAGAAGGAGCUGAUCCGAAGUUUUUUGAACUUGGUCAAUCAGGAGAUUGUGAAACGCAUGAGACCGAGUUCGAGAUUUGAUUUUUCGUCGGCGAGUAUCGGAAAUUUGUUUUUGACUGGAGCCCGUCUCUUCUCCGGCAGCUUGGAAUCAGCCAUCUACCUCCUCAGCAGCGUCUGCAACGUACCUCCAACAACGACAGUCCUCCCAGCCAUCAACACCAACUUCUCCCACCAUAUCAGUGUCUCUUUAUCCGAUGGCACCCACAUCACAGGCCAAAACAAUAUUUCCCACCCUCUCGCACCCUCCUCAGCUCUCCCCACCACUGCACCCUCAGCCAACACCCUCCGCAAAGAAACCGAAGAACACGACAACGUCGAAGACGCGAACCUCCCCGGUUCCCUCCCCUCCCUGCGCCGUCCAGCGAUAAACUUUUCAAAACUGCAAGAAGAAGAUCUACCCUCUCGCAUAGAGAGACUAUGGUACAUCAACCCCUACGGGCAGGAAAUGUCUUGUCCCGCAAACCCUCGAGUGCUGGACGCACUAUCCAACUCCUCGACAGUAAUAUACUCAAUCGGCUCGCUGUUCACUUCAAUCAUCCCCAGCAUCAUUCUCCGCGGCAUCGGCAAUGCCGUCGCUUCCCCCCACAUGCGCAACAAAAUCUUGUUGCUAAACAGCAGCAUCGAUCGCGAAACCGGUCCUUCGGCAACCCCGUUCUCUGCUAUGGACUUUAUUGCCGCCAUCAGCAAUGCCUGCGCAGAAAGCAGAGGACUGCCUAAACCUUCCACGCACGAGUUUUCGACAUAUGUGACGCACAUCAUCUAUAUAGAGACCAAGGAAGCCCCAAAAGUGGAUAGAGAGGAAUUGGCCAAAGCAGGCAUUGAAGCAAUCAGAUUGUAUGGCUUGAGUGGGAGGUAUGAUGAUAGAGCUUUGGAGCAAGCGUUGAAGAUGGUGUUGGGGAAAGGUGAGCAGCCAAAUGGGUUGAGUAGAAGGAAUACUUUGCAGAGAUAG